Molecule: messenger RNA, 1795 nt
Organism: Amorphotheca resinae ATCC 22711
Lineage: Eukaryota; Fungi; Ascomycota; Leotiomycetes; Helotiales; Amorphothecaceae
Exons: 6
Coding region: 320-1777 (485 amino acids)
Molecular function (GO): aldehyde dehydrogenase (NAD+) activity
Source: RefSeq, a predicted model, not a curated record
CGGCAUUGCUCGCCGUCGAGCGCACGAUCUGCACGGACACUUGUUACUGCAUUCAGAUGGCUUUGGAGCGUCGGCUGCAUCUGCCUCAAGGGUGACGAGCUCAGGGCUUCUGCCUUGCUUGAAUUUCGGGUCAACAUGCUACUGCAUGGUAUUACUUCUUCCUGCGCACAGAAUCAGAUGAAGACGGCACAUUCUUUCCGAAAACGGCUGUGGGCUUAACCUUACUCCACGAUGAACAUCCUACUUUAGUCGUCGGCUGGUAGCUGAUCAUGUCUUUCGUUUUUUUCCAUCUACCGAUCAGAACAGCGUUCAAAUCAUCAUGGCAGCAGUUACAACAAACGGCUCCAAGGCUACCCUCGAUUUCACAACUUUCAAGAACAUAAUCAACAAUGAACUCGUUGAUACGGUGAAGCACCAUUACGGAAUAAACCCCGCAACACUGGAGAAGCUCCCAAACGUCCCGAUCGCAAAUAAAGUCGAUCUUGAUAAUGCCGUUAAGGCUGCUCGUGCUGCCUUUGAGAAAUGGCGGAACGUGUCCCGCGAAGAGCGCAAUGCUGCGGUCUUGAAGUUUGCAGAUUUAAUUGAGGCCAAUGCUGAUGGCUUCACUAAACUAUUGACUUUGGAGCAAGGCAAACCUACUCCACAGGCUACGUUCGAAGUUGGAGGAUGUGUAACUUGGCUUCGUGCCUUGUCCCAGAUCAAAGUGGAUGAUGAAGUAUUCGAAGAUACCACGGAGAGAAAGGUUGUCACGAGAUUCACACCAAUUGGAGUGGUUGGAGCUAUUGUUCCGUGGAACUUCCCUUGUCUCUUGAACAUUGGCAAGAUCGGUCCCGCGGUCCUCAUGGGCAACACGAUCAUCGUCAAGCCGUCUCCAUUUACUCCGUACACUGCUCUCAAAUUUGCAGAACUGGCAUCGAAAUGCUUUCCACCAGGAGUCGUCCAAGCACUAUCUGGUGACGAUAAUUUAGGCCCCUGGAUGACAGCUAUCGAAGGGAUCGAUAAGAUUUCCUUCACCGGUUCUACUGUUACUGGUAAGAAGGUGGCCGCGAGCGUAGCAGCAACAAUGAAACGUCUAACCCUCGAGCUUGGCGGCAAAGACCCAGCUAUUAUCUGCGCCAGCGUCGAUAUCCCCAAAGUCGCAGCAGAAGUAUGUACAUAUGCCUUCCUCAAUUCCGGGCAGGUCUGCCUGGCCAUUAAGCGUGUUUAUAUCCACAGCUCUAUCUAUGCUGCCUUCCGAGAUGCCAUGGUCAAGUACACCAAGGCCCUCAAAAUUGGCAAUGGCCUUGAUGAAAAUGUAUUCUUUGGACCUAUUCAGAACGAAAUGCAAUAUAAAAAGGUGAGGAGUUUGUUCGAUGACAUCGCGAAGGAAAAGUGGAAGGUUGCGGUUGGAGGAACUAUUGACACGGAUAUAACGGGCUAUUUUAUUAACCCGACAAUUGUUGAUAACCCGAGUGAUGAGUCGAGGAUCGUCAAAGAGGAGCCCUUUGGCCCGAUACUUCCAAUCUUGUCCUGGGAUACUGAAGAAGAGGUCAUUAAACGGGCAAAUGCUUCGGAGCUGGGUCUUGGUGCUUCUGUAUGGAGCAAUGACAUGGAGGAAGCUGAGCGCAUUGGAAAUCAAAUCGAGGCUGGAACUGUUUGGAUUAACACGCACUUCGAUGUCUCCCCGGUUAUCCCAUUUGGCGGCCAUAAACAGUCUGGCCUCGGUGUUGAGGGGGGUGUUGCUGGUAUGAAAGGGAUGUGUAACCAACAGACCUUGAAUAUACAUAAGAUUAAGUAGUCUAGUCUAAUUCGAACG